AACAUUAUUCAUACAGUUGACUCUGCAACAAUGUACCUACAUGCUGCAUCAACUACUAGAGUCAGCAUGGGCUGAGAUAUGGCAAUUAUAAUACAUAGUGAACUGGAGGGACAAGAGAGGAACCAGGAACCAGUUGUGGACUGCACUCUGCUUAAGGUGUCCUGCUGAGCCAUACUCCACCCAUGAGCUGAUGCAGAGGUGACUGACAGCAAUCAUUCAAUUGACUCACUGGACAACGCAAUAAGAACUAGAGCCAAAAAGAGACUGGACACAGCCACAGUAACAUGACAGUUUACGGUAAGCAGGAGUGACAAGAUGGGACGCACGCUGCUGCUAGGGGUGCUGAUAGGUUGCCUCCUCUGUGUGGACAUGGUCACAGCGGCCCGUGGAGGCAGAGGGGGGGGCAAGGGUCGUGGCACCGGUCGUAAGGGAUACGGUUCCAGGAUGCCCGUCCUGAUCCAGCAUCGCAACCCUGCAAGCGCAAGCUACUACAACCACAAAGGCGGGGCCAAGAUUGUCAACUCAUCACACUUUGAGCUCGACUACAUGCUCGGCCGCAAGAUAACGUUCUUCUGCAUGGCCCAGGGGCAACCCCGUCCACAUAUUACAUGGUUUAAGGAAGGGAUUGAGCUGUAUGCUCACCAAUUCUUCCAGGUACACGAGUGGACAAUAGGAGAUGACACGCUGAAGUCUAAGAUGGAGAUUGACCCUACAGCACAGAAAGAUGCAGGAUACUACGAGUGUCAGGCAGACAACAAAUAUGCCAUAGACCGCAGAGGAUUUCGCACAGACUAUGUCACGUACACAUACUGACACUGUGGCAUCUCAGAGUAUGGAGCAUUCCUCCACUUGUUUCUCCAACCCCUGCACCUUCCAUGAACAUCACUAACUUACUGCAUGAGGCAAAGUCCUUCCUUAGAAGCCACUGCUCCAUCUGAUGGUCAAGAAAUCCCCUGCCUUUACGGGACCCAAAGAUUCAUUACUGUGUUCACAAGAGUCUGACACUGGACCUAUUCUGAACCAGACCAACUGAGUUGUCAUCCUGACACCCUAUUUCCUUAAGAUCUAUCUUAAUAUUAUCCCGCAACAUAUACCUUCGUCUUCCAUAUGGGUUCUUCCCAUCAGGUUCUCAAACCGAAAUUGUGUUGUAUACAUUUCUAAUAUCUUUAUGUUGCAUGCCCUGCCCAUCUCAUCCCCCUCCUUAACAUGACUCCCUAAUAAUUAAUGUUCAGCAAAAAUAACAAAUUAUGAAACUACUUAUUUUGUACUUUCUUCCAUCAUCCUGUUACCGCCUCCCCUUUGCAUCAAAAUGUUCCCCACUAAAUCUUAUUCUGUUAGCAUGAGCAACAAAUUUUGCCAUCCAUAUAAAACAACAGGUGAAAUUAGUUUUGUAUAUUUUAAUGGUUAUGUUUUUAUACAGGAGAUAAGAAAAUAAAAGAUUCUGGAUUGAAACAUAGCAUA
Molecule: messenger RNA, 1461 nt
Organism: Cryptotermes secundus
Lineage: Eukaryota; Metazoa; Arthropoda; Insecta; Blattodea; Kalotermitidae
Product: immunoglobulin domain-containing protein oig-4
Exons: 3
Coding region: 316-813 (165 amino acids)
Source: RefSeq, a predicted model, not a curated record